This is a messenger RNA of Symbiodinium sp. CCMP2592, 1212 nucleotides long. NCBI's taxonomy places the organism in Eukaryota, Dinophyceae, Suessiales, Symbiodiniaceae. The record is from the annotation of a GenBank genome assembly.
AUGUCAACCACUGACAUCCUGUCCAUCACCCUGAGUUUGGGGUGGCGGACAACUCCUGUUUCACCGGGUCUCUGGCGUAGUGCACUCAAGACAUUGCAGAAUGACCCGACGGUGCCAAACUUGCAACCUUUGUUUGCAGAUGUGCUCCUAGCUGCAGUGCUUGUCGGCAUGAAUGAUCAACAUGCGGCUCCAACUCUCAAAGGGCUCCUGAAACGUUACCCGGCUUCUUGCAUUUACCGACUGCAGGUGGAGGCAGGAUGGCAGUGCCACCGCCGCCGAGCUGUCCCCCACCACCUGCACCUCCCGACGUGUCUUCUCGGGCAAAACAGGCCCUUGCAGCUGCAGCUGCACGUCAGAAACUUUCUCCCGGUGAAUCAAGCUCAAUGCCGCCGAGCAGACGCGUGCUUUCAGACAGGACCACCCCUGGGCCAGAGCUUUUCAAGAAAGAAUUGGAGGCACAAGCUACGUCUGAUAGCAGCAGGGCAAGCUCUCAACAGUGCACAGGAGCAGGGUGAAGAGCUGAAGCGACGUGCUGAGCAGGCCUUAAAGGCUGCAAAGUACCGCGGUGCAUCACCAGAAACCAGAAAGAGGUAUGAGGUUGAACAGGCCUUCGGGGAUCGAGCGAGCAAAGCUCUCUCAGAGGCACUGGCACGACAAUCGGGCGAUCCUGCGGCUGAACGAGUACUCGUGGGAGCACCAGUUGAACAAGAACUCACAGCCUGGGAUUCUGCCGAAUAUCACAUGCCUGAGGACAUCGGGAUGUGGGACGAGGCACACUAUGCAGAUCCUGAGUUCGGACAUUGGAUGGGCGAGAUGAUGGAGGUGGGUUAUGCUGUUGAUCCUGACUCAGCCGAAACGCUCCCAGAGGAGUGCUACGACUCUGUUGCUUGGGUGCAGGAUGCAACAUCUUCUGGUUACACCAGAGCUUGGGGCAUGGGAUCCGAAGAAUGCGCAGAAGGUCCCUCCUCGGGGAGCAGUCUGAGAGGUGCGAACCAUUCUCAGUGGGCAUCUAAGCGGCAUGGCGGCCAUGCACGGACAGAGGAGUCCGAAGUGCGAGCUUGGGCAGAGACGACAACGGCUGCCUCAAGCAAUCGUUCCGUGGCGUCGGCCGCUGACUCCAACUCCGAAAACGGACAAGUUCACGAAGAUGCAGACGAUGACGCAGACGAGCUGCUGGCCAGCUGCUUCAGGUCUGUCACAGGAGCGACGUGA